Python bivittatus (Burmese python) is the source of this 1912-nucleotide messenger RNA. NCBI's taxonomy places the organism in Eukaryota, Metazoa, Chordata, Lepidosauria, Squamata, Pythonidae. The record is from RefSeq and is a predicted model, not a curated record.
UAGGAAUUGUUACAGAUUUCAAGAAAAAGACUGCUUCUGCAAACUAGAAAGAGAGAACCAUUGGCUCUCAUGAACCUGAAGAAGAAAAAUGAAGAGACUGGAGAACUGGAGGCUUCAUCUCGCUUAGCCCACUAUAAAACAAAAGCUACUAGGCAUAUAUUCCUCAUACGCCAUUCUCAGUACAAUAUGGAUGGGCAACAGGAUAAAGACAGAAUCUUAACCAAGCUGGGCCGUGAGCAAGCUGAGCUGACUGGGAAGAGGCUUGCAAGUUUGGGGCUGAAAUUUGAUAAAAUUGUCCACUCUUCAAUGGCCAGAGCAACAGAAACAACCAACAUUAUUAGCAAACAUCUUCCUGGGGUGACAAAGCUGAGCACGGAUCUCCUGCGAGAAGGGGCUCCAAUUGAACCGAAUCCUCCCAGUUCUCACUGGAAGCCUGAAGCUCAGUAUUACGAAGAUGGAGCUCGCAUUGAGGCUGCCUUCAGAAACUACAUUCACCGAGCUGAUAUCAAACAGGAAGAUGAUAGCUACGAAAUCUUCGUUUGUCAUGCUAACGUUAUUCGCUAUAUUGUCUGCAGAGCAUUGCAAUUUCCUCCUGAAGGUUGGCUUCGGAUAUCACUGAACAAUGGCAGCAUCACCCACUUGGUGAUCCGCCCUAAUGGCAGGGUGGCACUUCGCGUGCUUGGUGACACUGGGUUCAUGCCACCAGAGAAAAUCACCCGCAACUGAGUAAGCCUUUCUGGAGCUUCCCGUCAGCCCUGAGCCAAUGCAAAACAGUGGAAGAUUCUUGUUGUAUAGGAUACCAAGUUUCACUAGUACUUAACUAAUGCCUAUUUUCGCCCGUCCUUCUUUCAAGCUCAUGUAAACAGGAAGGGUCUUCAGCCAAAAGGACAAUGCUACACUCACCAUGUGGCCAACACUUUCCCUUAAAAGCUGCAGGCUCACUUGACUGGACUUUGGAUGUCUUGAACUAUUUAUUAUGUGUGGAUAUUUUGCACUAGUACAUCAUGAAGCGCAAUAUUGACAGUGAGAGAAUUGCUCUACACAGCUCAAGUGAGAGGACCUCCCCCUUCAUGGCUUCAAAACAAAAAUGCUGGUGGCCACUCACCAAAGGCUAUCAUAGAAUCGUUUCUUUCCUACUGUGGGGAAAAAGAUAGAAAUACUGCAGAGUCCAGUAAUACAUAUGGGGUAUUGAAAUCAAUAUAAAGUCAGAAUCAACAAAAUCCAGUAAUUUGGAAUGUGAGAGAGAUGAAAUCUUAAGGUACCACCUUUUCUUAUUAUGCAGCUCAGAUUUGCACGUAGGCAAGGAUUGGGACUGAAAAUAUACUUCAGGGUCUGCAGCUUAGAGAGAGGUUCUCACUAGCACCCAAAGCAGUGCCUGAAAAAAGCAAAUAGAAUUUUCUGUGCUCUUCUCCCUUCAAGCCCUAUUUACUUGCUCUUUUAUUUGAGCUUUUUGCUAUAAGCAUCCUAUUUCUAAAAAAAUCUAAAUAGGAAACUUUCCUAGGAUUCUCUACCAUUAAUAAUUGUUACAGGUUACCAUUUAUCAUUUGAUCCCAGUUCCCCUGGGGCAAAGGGCAUGUGGGAAUAUGCGUACUAAACAACAUCAGAUUAGAAGUGAGGGUGGGUCAUUCUGUUUCUUUAGCGUGCAGAGAUUAUCCUUCUAUACUUAAUUGUUAGAGUGAAAUAUACUAACUCUUUAUGGGGGAGGAAACAGUCUUUGGCCAGUAACUUCUAAACAAAUGCUUCUUGUGAAACUUGUUAUCUAGCUACUUGUGGGAUUGCAAAAAUGGAAUAGCAGGGUGUUGGGUUAUUCUGUGGUCCUAGAAGAUGCCAGUGAUCUAUGUCAAUCAGUGCAGAAAAUUAACUUAUUUCUAUUUGUCUUUGUAUAUCUGCAAAAAUAAAAAAAUGAAUUGAU